AUGUUAAAAUUUAUUUUAAUAGUUUUAUUGAUAACUUUGAUUGCAGAUAGUUGAUUGGCUAUCCAAUUGUCUUUAUUUUUGGCUAGUUUUAUUUUUGGAGUCUAUUCUUUAAAUGGGUUUACUUUUUCUUGUUUAGGCUUAAGGUUAGGGUUAGAUUAUAUUGGUUAUAUUUUAAUUUUAUUAAGUUUUUGGAUUAUAGCUUUAGUAGUUGGAAGAAGACAAAAAGUUGAAAAUUUAAAAGAUUUUAAUGGAAUCUUUUUGUUAGUUAAUAUUUUUCUUUUAUUAAGGUUAGUUUUGACUUUUUCUUGUCUUGAUUAUUUAAUAUUUUAUGUUUGUUUUGAAAGUUCUUUAAUUCCUACUAUAAUUUUAAUUUUAGGUUGGGGUUAUCAGCCCGAGCGACUUCAGGCCGGAGUUUAUAUGUUAUUUUAUACUUUAUUUGGGUCUUUACCUUUGUUGAUUUCUAUUUUAAGUUUAUAUAGAAUAGGGGGUUCUGUGACAUUUAAUUUAUCUUCGCUUCCUGAGUGUGGUAUGAGGUUGAUGGCAGUGUGGUAUAUCUGUAGGGUCAUAGCUUUUAUUGUUAAACUGCCUGUUUAUUUGGUUCAUUUGUGGCUUCCUAAGGCGCAUGUAGAGGCUCCUGUGGCUGGUUCUAUGAUUUUAGCUGGUGUUUUAUUAAAAUUAGGGGGGUAUGGUUUGGUUCGAGUGUGUCCUCUUUUUAUUCAAUCGGCUGUGACUUUUAGGUGAUUUUGAGUUUCAGUAGGGCUAUUGGGUGGUAUUUUUGUGAGUUUUAUUUGUUUACGUCAAACAGAUAUAAAGGCUUUAAUUGCUUAUUCUUCCGUGGCUCAUAUGGGACUAGUUCUGUGUGGUCUUAGGGUUUUUAGUUGAUGGGGAUUAUCUGGUGCUGUUUCUGUCAUAGUUGGCCAUGGUCUUUGUUCUUCUGGUUUGUUUUGUUUAGCAAAUAUGGUGUAUGAGCGGUUGGGGAGUCGAAGAUUAUUAAUUAGUAAGGGUUUACUUAGUUUUAUACCUACUAUGGCUUUAUGAUGAUUUGUUUUAAGAGCGGGGAAUAUGGCUGCUCCUCCUACUGUUAAUUUAUUAGGUGAAAUUAGUUUAAUUUUAAGGGUAGUGUCUUGGGCUUUACUGGCAAUAAUUCCUGUUGCUUUGCUUUCGUUUCUGAGGGCUGCCUAUAGUCUUUACAUGUUUUCUUUAAGUCAACAUGGGAAGUACUUUAGAGCUUUGUUUUCUUGUUGUUCUGGAAAAGUUCGGGAGUAUUUAAUUUUAAUUCUUCAUUGGUUGCCUUUAAACGUUUUAGUGUUGAAGGGUUCUGUUUUAGUUUGUUAG
Molecule: messenger RNA, 1335 nt
Organism: Macrobrachium nipponense
Lineage: Eukaryota; Metazoa; Arthropoda; Malacostraca; Decapoda; Palaemonidae
Source: the annotation of a RefSeq genome assembly